AUGCCGGAGCUGCAGCUGUUCAAGCGGCGAUGGCACACGGCCACAGAUGCCCUGCCCCUCAUGAUGGCGCUCCUAUGCAUCUUCCACGUCCUGUGCUGCCGCAAAUUUAAAAUUAUGAACCAACCUGUCAUCCUUUAUGCCUUAGAACGGCGCCAAAACGGCGCCAAGAAUGUGUUUCUCACUAAGUCAGAUGUAGAGGGCAUCAUCCGGAUCAAGCAGGGCGACCAGCAGGCGCCCUCAGGCCGGCGGCGGCGGGGUGCGGGAGGGGGGGCGGCAGUGCAGGGCGGCGCCAAGAACUACAGCAAGAAGGUGCUGCAGUUCUUCCAGGUGCUGAAGGGCGCUGGCGGUCAGGACAUCCUGUGCCGCUGCGUCAAGCGCAGCGGAGAGUGGCGGUGGUGCCCCGUGGUGCCGCUCGAGGAGCUGCCCCGAGUGAUCAAGGAGCACCACGAGCGGGCGACUGGCUUCAGCGGUGUGGAGAAGCUGUACACACAUGCCAGCAGGCUAUCUAAGGCGCCACCCAGCCUGGCCAGCGAGCUGACCUUCAGCGGCACGGCGCAGCGAGGAGUGCCUGUGGUGUCUCUCAAUGUGGCGAUGGCGGCGCAGCCCGGCGGCGGCAAGGCAGCCGUGCGCUGCGGCUGCCGCGGCGCCUGCACCCGGAACUGCAGCUGCAAGAAGAAUGGCGCAUGGUCCAUCGAGGGCACAGGCCUGCAGUAUGAUUGCACUCACGCCAACGAGCUGCGCGUGGCCAACUACAGCCUGUUUGCGCUCUUCGGGCUGGCCGCCAUCAACGAGGCUGUGCUCACGGUGAUGGGCCUGCGAGGGGGGCCAUUUGAGACGAAGAAGCGGCGGCCCAUGGAGCCGCUGCUGUACCUGGAAGUCGUGCUGUGGUUCCUGCUGCUGUGCUUCACAGUCUACGCCACUGUGAUCACAUAUAGCGAUGAAGUCCACGAGUCCUGCUGGUCCAACAACCCCUGCCAGUACAAUCCAGACAUCUUCCCGCUGGCCUGCCAGGGCGGCAACAAAACAAGCAUCCAAGAGCUGUCGCCAUCCUGCCAGGCAAUCAUUGAUGCAGGCCCAAGAUUCAUGGAAUGCUGGACUGGCUGGAUUGUCUCCGGGCUGAACUGGGUGACUGAAACGGUCCAUAUCAUCAACGACUGGGGAAUGGAUAUCUACUAUGAGAGGUUUUACGCAGUGGCCACCAACAUGACUGGCAAUGCAACAGGCCUCGGAGACCCGUCAGUUGAGCUUGUCCCCGAGAUUUUCAUGGCAGCAGACGCCGAGGCCACACACGUUGCCAACUGCGCCAUCUACCACUUCCUGGCCUGCUUCUUCAUGCAGCUGGCAUCAUUCGGGGAGUGCAACAGUACCGUGGAUACGGCCAAUUGGCUGGCGGAAUUGAACAUCACCGUUAAGCUGUCAAACACCUCAGACUACCGGCAGGGCAACAUCUAUCUUGGGAACACUGACAACGUGGGGGAAUACAAUGAAUACCUCAGGGAGCAUCCCGAUCUGUACCGCUAUACAAAUUACGAGCUGGUGAAAGCCAUCAACACAUCCACGCAGCUGGACCUCACCUCUGGCAUAAGCGCGCCCAGCUUGACGAGAGCCUCGGACAUGCCUUGGUUCCGAUGCAUCAAUCAAACCUGCCAGGAGACGAGCCAGAAGCAGUUCUUUGAGGUCCUUGUCAUCACGUCCUGGUCGGUGCUGGGCAUCACAGUCCUAGUUUUGCUAGUCUGCUUCAACGCCUUUCCUGACUACAACGAUGUGGACAGCUGGGAGGGCACCGUGCGCAGCAUCAAUCGGCUGUGCCUGUGCGGCGGUGGGCUGACUGGCUCAGCAACUGUGAGCGGCAGCAACAUGAGCGUGUCCCACGAGAUUGCCAAGUCCCUGAACCUGCUGUUUGGCGGCGCAGACAUGGACCCCACAGACCGGCUGCUGGGCAUCUACCUUGUGAGCGAGCGCCAGCACCGGCGGCGGCAGCAGGACGUGCUUGCGGCGCUGCAGCAUGCAGCCAGCAGCCACUCGCUGGCACGAGCUUCGUUGCCCAACCAGUCCCCGGCCACACCAGCGUCGCAGCACAGCAAUGGCGAGGCACAGCAUGGAUUGGAGGAUGGAGCCGAGGCGCCGCAGGCAGUGCCGCUUGUGGAGGCCGCAGCGGCAGCAGCAGCAGGCGGAUUGGGGCCCCUGGGCGAGGCGGGAGUGGCGGCGCAGGUGGCGGCAGGCCACCUGCCCAUGUCUCCAUUCGACAUGCCUGCCCCAUUGUCGAUGGAUUCACAGCGCAAGUCUGUGGGGCCGCCAGCAGGCAGGCACAGCCCGGCGGGCGCGGUGGUCCCCGGCGACGCGCGGCUGCUGCUCUACCAGCAUAGCAUGAUUCGGCUGCGCAGCAGCCUGGAGUACAUGACAGGCCAGCGCAGCCAGCCCGUGGUCCAUGUGAUGGCCACUGUGCAGGAGGGCGGCACGCUGCCAGAUGCGCUGGCGGGCCUGGAGGCUCGCGAUUCUGUGGAGCCGGAGCAUGUGCUUGAGGAGCCUCAGCGAGGGCCGAGCGACACCAGCAGCCAGGCGGCAGGCAGCCUGAGGCUGACUGGGUCACCGCACACGGGCGGCAGCUGGCAGAAUGCGGCCAUCCGUGUCGCGUCCAGGUACCACCCGCUGCUCACCCCAAGCGGCUGCGCCAGCAGCGGCAAACCGCUGGAGCCGCCCAUCUCCCCGCAAGCAGCCGCCGACAUCUAUGCUGGCAGGCUGGAUGCGGUCGACCAGGGCACUCUGCGGGAGGCGCAACGCAUCAGCCGCUUUGCCGUGGCGGCGUACGGCCUGCAAAGUGUCAUCUGGGCCAAGGGGAGGCGCCCCAAUAUGUGCCUGGCCAACGCCAACCGGCUGGUGAAGUGCUUCAAGAAGCCGCUGGGGCUGGAGAACAAGUUCCGCAAGCGCAACUUUAAUGCCAUCAUCGAGAUGACAGGGGUACAGCCUGCUGAUCUGCUGUACGUCAGCUACACCAAUGUGGCAGGCGGCGUGCUGCCGUACCUCAUCAUGCUGCACCGCCCCAGCAAGUCGGUGGUUCUGUCUGUUCGCGGCACAGUGAGCAUGGAGGACCUGAUCACUGACCUGCUGUCCAACCCUGUGGAUGUGGCCGGCUGGGUGCCCGAGUGGGUGCGGCAGGAGGCGCAGCGGCGCCAGGCCGCCGGCAUUGCGGGCGACACCAGCGGGGACGGCCUCAAGGCGCACAUCGGCAUUGUGUCCAGCGCCACCGCCAUCCUGAAGGACAUGGAGAAUCGGGGGCUGCUGCGGGAGAUGUUGCUGUCCAAGCUGCUGCGUGCUGCCACCCUGCUGGGCCGCGACACCCAGGAGGUGAUUGCUGAGUAUCUGGAGACGCACCGAGGCGAGCUGCCAUCGCUUGUGCCUCAGCAGGGCAUGGACAGCCUGGGGCCGCUGAGCAGCAACCCCCUGGCGGCGGCGGCUGCCGGGCACGGGCUGAUGGACAUUGACAGCAAGGUUGGCAGCAGAUCGCUGGGGCGGCACGACGAGAAGGAGCAGUCUCAGUUCAUCCAGGCGGAGCAGCAGUACCUGUCACGCCUUCAGACACUCAAGGAGGAGGUGGAGGUGCACCUGCCAGUCGAACGUGCCCAGACCAUUAUCAGGAGCAAGCUGCAGCAGCAGGGGUGGAAGAUGGUGGUGACGGGCCACUCGCUGGGCGCGGCUGUGGCUUGCAUGCUGGGCAUGCAGCUGCGUGAGCGGUUUGCAGACCUUCAGUGCUGGGCCUUCAACCCUCCCGGCGGCUUAGUGAGCUGGGAGCUAGCGCAGAUUGCGGAGCACUACUGCACCAGCACUGUCGUUGGCAAGGACGUGAUUAGCAGGCUCAGCUUCAACACCUCCAAGCGUGUGGUGGACGAGAUGGUGGUGAGCCUGGCGCGCUGCAAGCGCCCCAAGCUGAAGAUCCUGUUUGAUGUGAUGCUGGGCAGGCGGAAGCGCUCAGGGUCUAUGCAUCACACCUUCUGCAAGUUUGAGGAGAUUGCGCCCGAGGCGCUGAAGCUGGUGGAGCAGUACUACCGUGCCAGUCACCUGCACAUGCAGACUGCAGACACCACGGAAAUGUACCCGCCCGGCAAGCUGGUGUUUUUCCGCCCCUUCAAGGGCAAGCGGAAGCAGCAGACGGUGUGGGAUGCGGUGUGGAUCGAUGCAGCAGCGCUAAUCUCGGAGGGCAUUUUGGUGACACCCUCCAUGAUGGCCCACCACCGCCUCUUCAUGCUGUCAGAGGCCUUUGAGUCCAUCUUGGCGGGCGAGGCGGCCACGCAGGCCGCGGCGCAGGAUGAGCAGGGGCAGGAAGACGUGGUGCGGUUGUGA
Chlorella variabilis is the source of this 4338-nucleotide messenger RNA. RefSeq lists its product as hypothetical. NCBI's taxonomy places the organism in Eukaryota, Viridiplantae, Chlorophyta, Trebouxiophyceae, Chlorellales, Chlorellaceae. Gene Ontology annotation, biological process: lipid metabolic process. Bases 1 to 4338 code for a protein of 1445 amino acids. The transcript is spliced from 34 exons. The record is from RefSeq and is a predicted model, not a curated record.